UCAGUCAGGUCGGGAGCGCGGCUGGGGGACGGCGGACACCCAGGCGGUGGACAGGGCGCCCGGGCCAAGAUGGAGUUCCUGCUGGGGAAUCCGUUUAGCACCCCGGUGGGGCAGUGUCUCGAGAAGGCCACAGACGGCUCCCUGCCAAGCGAGGACUGGACGUUGAACAUGGAGAUCUGUGACAUCAUCAAUGAGACAGAGGAAGGGCCGAGGGAUGCCAUUCGUGCCCUGAAGAAGCGGCUCAACGGGAACCGGAACUACAGAGAAGUGAUGCUGGCAUUGACAGUGCUGGAGACCUGUGUGAAGAACUGCGGCCACCGCUUCCACAUCCUUGUGGCCAACCGGGAUUUCGUCGACAGUGUGCUGGUUAAGAUCAUCUCUCCCAAAAACAACCCUCCCACCAUCGUGCAGGACAAGGUGCUGGCUCUGAUCCAGGCGUGGGCCGACGCCUUCCGCAGCAGCCCUGACCUCACCGGCGUGGUACACAUCUAUGAGGAACUCAAGAGGAAAGGGGUCGACUUCCCCAUGGCCGACCUGGACGCGCUGUCUCCCAUACACACACCGCAGCGGAGUGUCCCCGAAGUGGAUCCAGCCACAAGCAUGCCCAGGUCCCAGUCCCAGCAGAGGUCUGGCAGCGUCUCCUACUCGGCGCCACCUCCCGCUCCCUACUCGGCGCUGCAGGCCCCAGCCCUGAGUGUCACAGGCCCCAUCACGGCCAAUUCGGAACAGAUUGCCAGACUGCGAAGCGAGCUGGAUGUCGUCCGCGGAAACACCAAAGUCAUGUCUGAGAUGCUGACAGAAAUGGUCCCCGGGCAGGAGGACUCCUCUGAUCUGGAGUUGCUGCAGGAGCUGAACAGGACCUGCCGCGCCAUGCAGCAGCGCGUUGUGGAGCUCAUCUCCCGCGUGUCCAACGAGGAGGUCACAGAGGAGCUGCUGCACGUCAACGACGACCUCAACAACGUCUUCCUGCGAUAUGAGAGGUUUGAACGGUACAGGUCCGGCCGGUCAGUUCAGAAGGCCAGCAAUGGGGUGCUGAACGAGGUGACCGAGGACAACUUAAUAGACCUGGGCCCCGGGUCUCCCGCCGUGGUCAGCCCCAUGGUGGGCAGCUCGACACCCGCAGCAUCCCUCUCCUCCCAGCUUGCUGGUCUGGAUCUGGGCACCCAGAGUGUCAGCGGCACCCUCAGCACCCUGCAGCAGGGCAGCCCCCGCGAUGGCUUCGACAUGUUCGCUCAGACCAGAGGGAGCUCCUUGGCCGAGCCACGUAAGACGGUCACCUACGAGGACACCCAGGCCAACAGAGGCCUCACUUCCAUGCUCGACAGCCAGAAACAGAACCCUGAAGGGACUUCUCUGUCCUUGGCCCAGCAGAGAGGGGAAAGUGGGGAACUUGCCCCCGAGCCCAUAGACAGCUGGCUUCUGACCCAAGGAAUGAUCCCCGUGGCGCAGCCCUCUGUCAUGGACGACAUUGAGGUGUGGCUCAGGACCGACCUGAAGGGCGAUGACCUGGAGGAGGGCGUCACGAGCGAAGAGUUCGAUAAAUUCCUUGAAGAGCGAGCCAAGGCCGCAGAGAUGGUUCCCGACCUGCCCUCACCCCCGUCGGAGGCCCCCGCCCCAGCAGCUGGCCACCCCUCUGGCCGGAAGAAGCCGGAGCGCUCAGAGGACGCCCUCUUCGCCCUGUGAGCCGGGGUGCAGUGUGCCUCCCCCUCCCCCGCCCAUGCCCCUGGGAGACCCAGGCAGUGGCCACGCCCACCUGCACACCUGCGUCUCCAUGGGAACACCACUGUGUUUGCACCCAGGCCUCCCCUGGUCAGGAACAGCUUUUGGUAUCUUCUUUCUCUGGGUGUGUGUGGGGGGGAGGGGGUGAUGGAGGGGACCGCAGCCCCAGAACUAGAGGUCUGGCUCUCUCCCUCUUCCCCUGGCCCCCUUGGCCCAUGUCCACCUAGGAGGGAUGGUCUCCCUCCCUGUGGCAUCCCUCUCCCCUCUUUCUUCCAUAUCUGGGAGGGCAGGGACCAGCCGCCCAGACAGGCGCCAUCUGCCUCCCCGUCUUUGGCUUGCCUGUCCCCUUGGGGCGCUUGGCAAGCUCAGCACUUUAGAAGGUCCUGGGGGAAGGGCUCCCCCCCUCGUUCCCACAUUUCACUCUGCUCCAGAACCGGCAGUGGUGGCCACGCAGCACCUGACUGCAGCCGUCUGCAGGGGGAGGGCACGGAGCCUGCAGGGGGCACCUGUGGCUCCAGAGACCGGCAACAGACUAGACAAUGCACCCCAGCCACACUUGGAGGUCCUUACCCUCUCCCACUCCGCCACGGUCCAGAAGAGCAAAACUGCAGUCCCACCUGACCGCGCAGCCACGUCACCUGUGCCCAUGCAGCAUGCCGAGUCAGACUCCCUGCCCUGCUGGCACCUCGACCCGGUCACGUCAACCUCAGGCUCCCAGCCCGUGCUGCCAGUCACUCCUUCCCACUGCCAGGGUGGGGGAGGAUGCUGUUCCUCGCAUGGCCAACAUGGCCCAGCCUCACUCUCUCUGGUAGUGCCACACCCCUACCCUGCCACACCCCUCUGCCCAGACCUGUGAUGGCAGCUGGGGGCCAGGAGGGUGCAGGUGGCCGCAGUGGCCCCAGUCACUGGGCACUGUCUCAAGGGAUUGAUGGCCUAAGGACCAGGGCCACUUCUAUCAGCUAGCCAGCCAGAGCCCACCUCCUAGCUUGUUUCCACAGGGGUGAACGGGAAAGAGCAGAAGGGACAGGAGUGGGGAAGAAGAGAGGACUUGGGGUGCCGGAAGCCUCGGGCUACCCAGCAAAGCCAGUCUUGAUCCCAGUUCGCGUGUCAAGAGCUGCCCCCGGCGGUCAUGGGUACAGCCUGGCUGCCGGGACCUGGUGGCCCUCACCUGCCCUGCCUGUGCUUGAGAGCCUGAGAGAAGCAAACACAAUGCCCCCCGCUUCUGACGGGGGAGACCAGGGUGGGGCGCACAGCAUCCCUCCCUUGGCGAGGCAGGACAGCUGGACCCUCACAAGCCGCCGGGCCCUCCGCAGUGCUAAGCAGAUCACAGAUACACUACAUGUUUAAUUACUCUAAAUUAUUGCCGGGAUUCCUCAUAAGCACUAAUUAUACCUGAUUAUAGGUUAAAA
Ochotona curzoniae (black-lipped pika) is the source of this 3128-nucleotide messenger RNA. RefSeq names its product target of myb1 like 2 membrane trafficking protein (gene TOM1L2). Gene Ontology annotation, biological process: signal transduction. Gene Ontology annotation, molecular function: ubiquitin binding; phosphatidylinositol binding; clathrin binding. The coding region runs from base 70 to 1683 and encodes 537 amino acids. The record is from RefSeq and is a predicted model, not a curated record. The transcript is spliced from 16 exons. NCBI's taxonomy places the organism in Eukaryota, Metazoa, Chordata, Mammalia, Lagomorpha, Ochotonidae. Gene Ontology annotation, cellular component: endosome; membrane.